GCGGGGAGGGGGUCGGAGCUGCAAUGGGAUUGUUCGUGAGAUAGCUUCGCUGAAUAACCGGCUCCGUUGGCACCACGGGAAGAGUCGCGGUGUCUCCCGGCUCUCAGCAGCAGCAGGUGGUAAGACAACCAGCCGCCUGACGUCCCUGUGAAGGAUGGUGACUUGGAUCCAGUCUUCUUUCCCGUCAGAGAUUGGAUGCCUUGUUACUUUCAGAGCUUUUGUCACAGGAACACUGUAGCUUGGGAAGAUCCUGAUGUUGAUGUCCCUCAUGAUGCCUUUGCUGUCUGGGGAGAUGCUAUAUUUUUCUGAAUGAAGUAAGAUACAACAGUGAGUAAUCAAGACAUCUGGUGUGCUGGGAACGCUCAACUUUACCUCAAUGUAUCCCAUGUUAACGGUUUUGAGUAUGUUUUAUUACAUUUGCCUGCGUCGCAGAGCCAGAUCUGGUACAAGAGGAGAAAUAAUGAAUAGUCGGCGAGCUAUCGAGUCAAGCAAUCGCAUCUUACCUCUUUGUGUUGAAGUGGUGCAGCAUGUCAAAGAAGUGGUGGACUUCAGUUCUCAGUACGGCAGUGAGAACAGCUUGUCCUAUACCAUGUGGAAUUUGUCUGGACUUCCCAAUGUUUAUCCAAGUUCUGGUGACUUCACUCAGACUGCUGUGUUUCGAACAUAUGGAAAAUGGUGGGAAAAGUGCCCGAGUUCCCCACCUCCAUUUAGGAGGAUGCCCCGUACUUUUCAGAGCCAGGAGUACGUUGAGCUAGUAUUUGAAGAGGCUGUGUAUCCAACGGCUAUUGAUGUUUUGGAAACGUAUCACCCCGGAGCGAUUGUUAGGAUCUUGGCGUGCUCAGCAAAUCCUUACUCUCAGACUCCUCCAUCAGAAAUUAGAUGGGAAACUCUAUGGGCAGGGGAACCUGAGAAAGUGAAUAUCUCACAGGCUCGCCAAUUUACACCCUGCAUUAAACAAAUUAACUUCACUACAAACUUGAUUCGCCUGGAACUGAACAGUUCUCUCCUAGAAUACUAUACUGAAUUGGAUGCUGUAUUGCUACAUGGUGUAAGAGAUAGACCUCUUUCCCUACAUAAACCAUCCAUGUUAGAUCUGGACGAUGAUGACAAGGAAGAUCAUAGUAGAGAAUUCUUCAAUGAACAGUCCAGUGAAAAGAUCUUAUCUGAAUGUACCAAGAAUGGUUAUUUUGGAAGGCUGCCUUAUGAGCUAAUCCAGCUGAUUCUCAGUCACCUGACAGUGCCAGACCUUUGCCAGCUGGCACAGACCUGCAAGUUGCUACAUCAGCACUGUUAUGACCCUCUUCAGUACGUCCAGCUCAGUUUACAACCUUACUGGGCAGGUCUGGAUGAUUCUUCUUUGCAGCACCUGGAGUCACGCUGUGCUCUUGUGCAGUGGUUAAAUCUGUCUUGGACAGGGAACCGAGGAUCCAUCAGCAUGCAAGGAUUCAGCAGAUUCAUGCAAGUGUGUGGAUUUGAGCUGGUGCGCCUAGAGUUGGCCUGUUGCCACUUCCUGAAUGAAACUUGCCUCGAGGUUAUUGCUCAGAUGUGCCCAAACCUCCAAGAGCUGAACCUUUCAUCCUGUGAUAAACUAAACACUCAGGCUUUCUGCCAUAUCGCUAAGAUCUCAGGUCUCCGACGUCUGGUCGUUUACCGCACAAAAAUUGAGCAAAUCUCACUACUCAGCAUUCUGAACUUCUGUUUGGAACUUCAACACCUCAGCCUGGGCAGCUGUGUCAUGGUUGAAGACUAUGACCUAGUGGCAAGUGUGAUUGGAGCCAAAUGUAAAAAGCUGCGAUCCCUAGAUCUAUGGAGAUGUAAAAAUAUUACGGAAAACGGCAUUACUGCGAUUGUAGCAGGUUGUCAACUGCUGGAGGAAUUGGAUCUGGGAUGGUGCCCAACUUUACAAAGCAGUACAGGAUGUUUCAUAAAACUUGCCCGCAAACUUCCUAAUUUGCGUAAGCUCUUUCUGACAGCCAAUAGAUCUGUAUGUGACGCAGAUAUUGAGGAGCUGGCUGCAAAUUGCCCUCAUCUGUUUCAUGUGGAUAUAUUGGGCACACGAAUGGUCAGCCCAGGGGCCUUAGAAAAGUUGCUUCAGCAGUGUAAAGAACUCCGUCUGCUAGAUGUUUCCUUCUGUUCCCAGAUCGAUAGUCGAGUGGUACAAGAUCUCAGCGCCAAUUUUCCAAACGUAUCAAUUAAGAAGAGUUACACCCAGUGACCAGCCUUGCUCCUUUUCUGUAUGAAAAACGUGUAAUCACUUCUCUAGUCCUCAUGUGCUUUCUGGCAUUCAACAAAAAUUUACCUUAACUUAAAGCUUAAUCCCUUCACUGUUUGGUACAUUCCCUCUCGAAUCCUCCUCCUGGGGAAAUUGCCAAAGAUUUUAACUGUCAUGGAGAGUGGUUCUGGGCCAACACUGAUAAUAUGGAGUAAGUGACUGAGAGUAACAUUCUGGAAGGAACCAAACACGUGUCUUUGUACUAACUCUGUUGCCAGGAUUUUAUGUCAUAGACUUAUAGAACACUACAGCACAGAAACAGACCUCUCCUCAGCCCAUCUAGUCUAUGCCAAACUGUUAAUUAGUCUAGUCCCAUUGACCUGCACCCAGACCAUAACCCUCCCAUACCCCUCACAUCCAUGUGCCUAACCAAACUUCUCUUAAGUGUUGAAAUUGAACUCGUAUCUACCACUUGAGUGAAGAAGUUCCUCCUCAGUUCCCCUUAAACAUUUCCUCUUUUACUCUUAACCCAUGACAUCUAGAUGUAGUCUCACCCAACCUCUGUGGAAAAAGCCUACUUGCAUUUACCCUAUCUAUACCCCUCAUAAUUUUGUUUAACUCUAUCAAAUCUCCCCUAAGUCUUCUCCCUCCAGCGAAUGGAGUUCUAAUCUGUGUUUAAUUGUAUUCCUCUUGCUGUAAAUUAGCAAUAAUGGGUAAUAUUUCAAAUUCAUUUAAGACUUUUUCUCCCAAAACAUACUUUUAAAGGCGACAUAUUUAUACCACUCAGGUUAGUGGGCUUAAUUUUAAGGAAGUUGUUGGACAGGGAUUUUUAAACAUUGGCAAUCAGGUUUGUAUUUUUGUAUUGUUGACUGAGUAACUGUGGAUCUCAAAGCAUCAACUCCAAUUGCAAACUGAAACUUCUGACACACAUCAUAAUACAGAGAGCAGAAUGUUUCAACUUCGAUCGACAAACCUAUACACUACUUUUGAGGGAAAUUGGAGGUACAGGUUCUACAGAUUGGAUGGGUUGCACCUGAACUCGAGCGGGAGCAAUAUCCUUGCUGGUAGGUUUGCUAGCAUGGUUUGGGAGGGUUUAAACUAAUUUACAAGGGGGAUGGGACCCGGAGCGAUAGAGCAGUGAAAGAAGUGCAUGGAGUAAAGCCAGAUCUAACAUAUACAGAGGCUUUGAGGAAAGAGAAGCAGAAUAAAGGGUAUAAAGGUAGUAAGGUAGAAGGGCUAAAGUGUGUGUACUUCAAUGCAAGAAGCAUCAGGAACAAAGGUGAUGAACAGAGAGCUUGGAUACAUACAUGGAAUAAUGAUGUAGUGGCCAUUACAGAGACUUGGCUGGCAGCAGAGCAGGAAUGGAUUCUCAAUAUUCCUGGAUUUCAGUGCUUUAAAAGGGAUAGAUGGUGGGGGGAAGGGGAGGAGGGGUGGCAUGACUGGUCAGGGAUACUAUUACAGCUGCAGAAGGGGUGGGUAAUGUAGCAGGAUCCUCUUUUGAGUCAGUAUGGGUGGAAGUCAGGAACAGGAAGGGAGCAGUUACUAUACUGGGGGUAUUCUAUAUGCCCCCUGGUAGCAGCAGAGAUAGUGAGGAGCAGAUUGGGAGGCAGAUUUUGAAAAGGUGCAAAAAUAACUGGGUUGUUAUCAUGGGUGACUUUAACUUCCCUAAUAUUGAUUGGCACUUGAUUAGUUCCAAGGGUUUAGAUGGGGCAGAGUUUGUUAAGUGUGUCCAGGAUGGAUUCCUGUCACAGUAUGUUGACAGGCCGACUAUGGGGAAUGCCAUACUAGAUCUAGUAUUGGUAUCGAACCGGGUCAGGUCACAGAUCUGUCAGUGGGUGGGCAUCUGGGGGACAGUGAUCACUGCUCCCUGCCCUUUAGCAUUAUCAUGGAAAAGGAUAGAAUCAGAGAGGACAGGAAAAUUUUUAAUUGGGGAAGGGAAAAUUAUGAGGCUAUAAGGCUAGAACUUGCGGGUGUGAAUUGGGAUGAUGUUUUUGCAGAGAAAUGUAUUAUGGACAUGUGGUUGAUGUUUAGGGAUCUCUUGCAGGGUGUUAGGGAUAAAUUUGUCCCAGUGAGGAAGAUAAAGGAUGGUAGGGUGAAGGAACCAUGGGUGACAAGUGAAGUGGAAAAUCUAGUCAGGUGGAAGAAGGCAGCAUACAUGAGGUUUAGGAAGCAAGGAUCAGUUGGGUCUAUUGAGGAAUAUAAGGUAGCAAGAAAGGAGCUUAAGAAGGGGCUGAGAAGGCCUUGGUGAGUAGGGUAAAGGAAAACCCUAAGGCAUUCUUCAAUUAUGUGAAGAACAAAAGGAUGACAGGAGUGAAGGUAGGAAGGUAGGACCGAUUAGAGAUAAAGGUGGGAAGAUGUGCCUGGAGUCUGUGGAAGGGAGCAAGGUCCUCAAUGAAUACUUCUCUUUGGUAUUCAUCACUGAGUGGGAACUUGAUGAUGGUGAGGACUAUAUGAGUGAGGUUGACGUUCUGGAGCAUGUUGAUAUUAAGGGAGAGGAGAUGUUGGAGUUGUUAAAAUACUUUAGGACGAAUAAGUCCCCGGUGCCUGACGGAAUAUUCCCCAGGCUGCUCCACAAGUCAAGGGAAGAGAUUGCUGAACCUCUGGUUAGGAUCAUUAUGUCCUCGUCCAUGGGAAUGGUACUGGAGGAUUGGAGGGAGGCGAAUGUUGUCCCCUUGUUCAAAAAAGGUAGUAGGGAUAGUCCAGGUAAUUAUAGACCAGUGAGCCUUACGUCUGUGGUGGGAAAGCUGUUGGAAAAGAUUCUUAGAGAUAGGAUCUAUGGGCAUUUAGAGAAUCAUGGUCUGAUCAGGGACAAAGCAUGGCUUUGUGAAGGGCAGAUCAUGCCUAACAAGCCUGAUAGAGUUCUUUGAGGAGGUGACCAGGCUUAUAGAUGAGGGUAGUGCAGUGGAUGUGAUCUACAUGGAUUUUAGUAAGGCAUUUGACAAGGUUCCACAUGGUAGGCUUAUUCAGAAAGUCAGAAGGCAUGGGAUCCAGGAAAGUUUGGCCAGGUGGAUUCAGAAUUGGCUUGCCUGCAGAAGGCAGAGGGUCGUGGUGGAGGGAGUACAUUCAGAUUGGAGGGUUGUGACUAGUGGUGUCCCACAAGGAUCUGUUCUGGGACCUCUACUUUUUGUGAUUUUUAUUAACGACCUAGAUGUGGGGGUAGAAGGAUGGGUUGGCAGGUUUGCAGGCGACACAAUGGUUGGUGGUGUUGUAGAUAGUGUAGAGGAUUGUCGAAGAUUGCAGAGAGACGUUGAUAGGAUGCAGAAGUGGGCUGAGAAGUGGUAGAUGGAGUUCAACCCGGUGAAGUGUGAGGUUGUACACUUUGGAAGGACAAACUCCAAGGCGGAGUACAAAGUAAAUGGCAGGAUACUUGGUAGUGUGGAGGAGCAGAGGGAUCUGGGGCUACAUGUCCACAGAUCCCUGAAAUUUGCCUCACAGGUAGAUAGGAUAGUUAAGAAAGCUUAUGGGGUGUUAGCUUUCAUAAGUCAAGGGGUAGAGUUUAAGAGAUGUGAUGUAAUGAUGCAGCUCUAUAAAACUCUAGUUAGGCCACACUUGGAGUACUGUGUCCAGUUCUGGUCGACUCACUAUAGGAAGGAUGUGGAAGCAUUGGAAAGGGUACAGAGGAGAUUUACCAGGAUGCUGCCUGGUUUAGAGAGUAUGGAUUAUGAUCAGAGAUUAAGGGAGCUAGGGCUUUACUCUUUGGAGAGUAUGAUGUUGAGAGGAGACAUGAUAGAGGUGUACAAGAUAUUAAGAGGAAUAGACAGAGUGGACAGCCAGUGCCUCUUCCCCAGGGCACCACUGCUCAGUACAAGAGGAAGUGGCUUUAAGGUAAGUGGAGGGAAAUUCAAGGGGGAUAUUAGAGGAAGGUUUUUUCACUCAGAGAGUGGUUGGUGCAUGGAAUGCACUGCCUGAGUGAGUGGUGGAGGCAGACACACUAGUGAAGUUUAAGAGACUACUAGACAGGUAUAUGGAGGAAUUUAAGGUUGGGGGGGGUUUUAUGGGAGGGCUUGAGGGUCGGCACAACAUUAUGGGCUGAAGGGCCUGUAAUGUGCUGUACUAUUCUUUGUUCUAUGAAAUACAGGAAUUAUGUCAACACUGCUAGUUUUGAUACAAUAUUACACAUCACACAUAAAUAUGGUAGACAUGCUACUGUCUUGAACAUUAUUAGAGGAAAAGAUUGGUUACUUUAAGGAAGUUACAAUAUUGUGUGCUUGGUAUUUAUUCAUUACCAUUUAUGUUCCCAGAUCGACAGUCGAGUGGUACAAGAUCUCAGCACCAACUUCCAAAGCAUAUCGAUUAAGAAGAAAAUGCAAAGUUGUGCCAUUACUCUUCUGUGUUUAAGGAGAAUAGUAGUCGUAGCUGUGUGAUCACUCAAGUCGAGUGUGAUGUUCUUCCAAGGGGUUAUUCCCUUAAUGGAAAAUACCUGUGUGUGAAUUUGUUUAAUGUGGGAAGUGUGAUGUAUGGACAGCCACCACAUGAUCCUUGAUAGAUCAGGAUCAGGGACUAGAGGCAUGGAAUGCAAGACAACUGAGGAUUCUUCACUGCUGCAGCUUUCCUCUGCCUUCACUGCUGUUGUGAUGUGUCAUCAUCUUCUGCCAGCUCCAUUGUUGAGGUCUUGGUUGGAUUACUCUGUCUGGAACCUAACUGUUGAUCUUAUCACCAUGUGUGACCCUACCAGGAAUGAAGCUCCAGAUGGCAUCACUCUCAGGAUUUCAGGGAUACACAAGCUUCUCCACAGUGACAAGGUGACGAUCCCUGGAGAAGGUUAAGGAGUAUAGAUGCACAUUGAAAUAUUUUUACUCAUUACAAUGAUUACAUUUAACUUUUGGAAGUUCUGAAUUUCAGCUUGAAUUUAAUCAGGAUUAAAAUAUGUUUUUUUUUGACACACAGUUACCUGUAAAGGCACAAUCUGUUGGAGCCUGUUUGUUAUUCAAUUGAGACUUGCAUAGAUUUAUUUACUCAGUAACUUGUCAAGCUUCCUUAUGGAAUAGUUUUAUUUUAGAUAUGUUGCAUGAUCACUCUAGCCAUUUCAAAAUGAGCCAUCUAUAUUGGACAGUAAGUUUAAAAUCCCACCUCAUCAAUUGAGGUUUUUAUCUCCUCUCAUGUCCAGCACAUUUUACUAUUAUAAUUAUAAUUGAAUGUUUUGAGAGUGUUCCACAAGGAAGGGUUCUGUUUAGGUUGUCAUCUGCAUGAAAUUUUUGCAUCCUAUUAUAAUUUCCAUCUGUGUUCAUGGCUUAUAGUAAAAAUAUUCUAUAAGAGACUCUAGUUAGGCAGCUAGAUGAUUGAAAAAUAGAGGGCUAUGUGGAGGGAAGGUUUAAAUUGAUCUUAGAGUAGGUUAAAAGGUCUACACAACAUUAUGGACCGAAGGGCCUAUAUUGUGCCGUAAUGUUCUAUGUUCUAUAAGUCCAAUCCUUUGACCAGUUGGUUGAUCUGAUUAUCCCAUCUUUUGAUCAGUUUACAUUUUAAAUACUUUUGUAUAUUUUUGAAACAGAAUAUUUUGAUUAAUGCUAUACAUGAUAUGUUUACCCUGUUGGUAUUUCUUAAUAAUAGGUUUGUUUUCUUUUUAUUUUAAUCCUAUCACAAAAUCCAACCACAUUGAAUUUGAGUUAAAGACACAAUGAAAUCUGCUCUUGAAGCAAGUUGAAAAAUGUUCUUCAAGAAAAGAACGUUAGUAGAAAAAAAAUGAUCUUAAAAGGUGCCAUGGUAGAA
This is a messenger RNA of Hypanus sabinus (Atlantic stingray), 7918 nucleotides long. RefSeq names its product F-box and leucine-rich repeat protein 4 (gene fbxl4). Gene Ontology annotation, molecular function: protein binding. The record is from RefSeq and is a predicted model, not a curated record. The transcript has 9 exons. Gene Ontology annotation, cellular component: SCF ubiquitin ligase complex. The coding region runs from base 377 to 2215 and encodes 612 amino acids. NCBI's taxonomy places the organism in Eukaryota, Metazoa, Chordata, Chondrichthyes, Myliobatiformes, Dasyatidae. Gene Ontology annotation, biological process: SCF-dependent proteasomal ubiquitin-dependent protein catabolic process.